CUAUAGUGAAAUACACAAACGCACACAUUCAUCUUGCGCUCGAUGUCAUUGAUCAUCUGUUGAUUAUACAGAAUCACGGUUCGACUUCUCCGAAAGAAAAUUUUUCUGCUCCAUUCUCUUUAUCUUUAUCGUCAAAAUAUCAAAUGAUUACUGAUUACUGUGAAUUUUCGUGAGGAAAUAAAAUCAGUGCGAAUUGACAUCAACCACUCAAUCAUCUCUUCCAACUUUUACAUGAUUCCAAUAACGAUUAGACGUUACCAAUGUCUUCGUUCCAAACAAUAUUGCAAUUAGUGGCCGAAUAAGUACGUUGUUUUUAUAAUUAACAACAUCAAUGUUUCUUUAGAUAACAAUAGUGUUAGCAAUUAUUUUGCCGGAAAAUUUUUAAAAAGAGUAUCUAUGGUCAACAUAACAUAUCGAUAACAUGGCGAUAACGAAUCUUUUGCUGCUCAGCCAGAUAGCUGGAUAUGUGGUUGCUCUCAUUUUGUCAAUAUGCAUCAUUGUACCAAUGAGUCUGCAUCAAGAUGAAUUUAGGGGUCAUUGCCUACUUUUUUCAACUGGUACUUGGAGGGAAAGUGACGCACAGUUUGUAGCUAAUUGGGCAUCGCAGAUAUAUUGUAACUAUGCUAUAUUUGUUGGAUUGGUACUCUUUAUAACUUCAGCUGUACAAAUUUACCGCUUAUCCAUGCUCAUGUACAGAGGAGAAGACAGUUCUUUUUUGUCUGCUUUCAUUGACGUUAUAACAUCUGUCUUCCUAACUAGUAUUACACUAGUUGCAGCAUUAUUUAUAACACUAGGAUUUAUGACUUGGUGCAAAUGUAUGACGAAAAGGUUUCCCUCCUGCGAAUUGGCUGCUGGUAAUGACAUUGAUAAGGAGGACAAUAUAGACACAACUGGUUUUCACGUGGAAUUAGGUGCAGCACAAUUUGGAACAUGGAGUAGCUUAUCAGUUUGGGUAGGAUUAUCAGUAUUUGCUACGUUAAAGUUGUUGCGAUACCAUCAAUUGGAGAACAUGAAGGUGUCUAUGUACAGAGAAAGACAAAGAUUGAUAGAGGCAGCUGCUAGAGCUGGCACUAGCCAACCUCCAGAAGUUAAUUAAAUCUCAUGUUGAUGUAU
Messenger RNA from Phymastichus coffea, 1113 nucleotides. RefSeq names its product transmembrane protein 179. NCBI's taxonomy places the organism in Eukaryota, Metazoa, Arthropoda, Insecta, Hymenoptera, Eulophidae. Bases 422 to 1096 code for a protein of 224 amino acids. The transcript is spliced from 3 exons. The record is from RefSeq and is a predicted model, not a curated record.